This is a messenger RNA of Acanthosepion pharaonis, 1158 nucleotides long. The record is from the annotation of a GenBank genome assembly. Lineage: Eukaryota; Metazoa; Mollusca; Cephalopoda; Sepiida; Sepiidae.
AUGCCUUUCGUUCCUUUCUUUCAUUCUUUCUUUCUUUCUUUUUUCGUCUUUCCUUUUUCCUUUUGUCAGUCUUUCCUUUUCUGCUCUAAUUUUCUUUCUGUCUUUUUGUUCUUAAUUUCUUAUUUUUCCUUUUUUUCUUUCUUUUCUUUCUAUUUUCUCUUUUUUUUCUUUGCUUUCUUGAUGCAUUUAUAUUUUCUUUCACUUUCUUUUGUUUUUUGUUUUUUUCGUAUGUCUUCCUUCUUUUUUCCUUUCUUUAUCUUUUUCUCUCCCUCUUCAUUUCCCUCCCUUUUCUUUUUCUCUAUUUUUCUAGUGCUUUUUUCUUUCUUUCUUUUUAACUUUCUCCAUAUUUUUUCUAUUUUUUCCUUUCAUCCUUUUUUUCAUUACUUUUCCUUUCAUCCUUUUUUUCAUUACUUUUCCUUUCAUCCUUUUUUUCAUUACUUUUCCUUUCAUCCUUUUUUUCAUUACUUUUCCUUUCAUCCUUUUUUCAUUACUUUUCCUUUCAUCCUUUUUCAUUACUUUUCCUUUCAUCCUUUUUUCUACAUUACUAUUCCUUUCAUCCUUUUUUCUACAUUACUAUUCCUUUCAUCCUUUUUUCUACAUUACUAUUCCUUUCAUCCUUUUUUCUACAUUUCUAUUCCUUUCAUCCUUUUUCUACAUUUCUAUUCCUUUCAUCCUUUUUCUACAUUUCUAUUCCUUUCAUCCUUUUUUCUACAUUUCUAUUCCUUUCAUCCUUUUUUCUACAUUUCUAUUCCUUUCAUCCUUUUUUCUACAUUUCUAUUCCUUUCAUCCUUUUUUCUACAUUUCUAUUCCUUUCAUCCUUUUUUCUACAUUUCUAUUCCUUUCAUCCUUUUUUCUACAUUUCUAUUCCUUUCAUCCUUUUUUUCACAUUUCUAUUCCUUUCAUCCUUUUUCUACAUUUCUAUUCCUUUCAUCCUUUUUCUACAUUUCUAUUCCUUUCAUCCUUUUUCUACAUUUCUAUUCCUUUCAUCCUUUUUUUCUACAUUUCUAUUCCUUUCAUCCUUUUUUUCUACAUUUCUAUUCCUUUCAUCCUUUUUCUACAUUUCUAUUCCUUUCAUCCUUUUUUCUACAUUUCUAUUCCUUUCAUCCUUUUUUCUACAUUUCUAUUCCUUCUAUCCUUUCUUCGUUUAUUGUACCCUAA